Molecule: messenger RNA, 951 nt
Organism: Rhagoletis zephyria (snowberry fruit fly)
Lineage: Eukaryota; Metazoa; Arthropoda; Insecta; Diptera; Tephritidae
Product: transmembrane protein 68-like
Cellular component (GO): membrane
Molecular function (GO): acyltransferase activity
Source: RefSeq, a predicted model, not a curated record
AGGGAGGUAAUCAUGCGCACUGUUCGCACGGAUCGUAAAUUCUGGGAGUUCGGUCGAAAAUUGGUCGCCGCUUUGUGGGAUGCUCACGCGCGCAUUUAUCAUGGCUACGAAGUAAUCGGCAUGGAGAAUAUACCAGAAACUGGACCUGCGUUGAUUGUGUACUACCAUGGCGCUAUACCCAUCGACAUGUAUUACUUAAAUUCACGCAUUAUACUGCAAAAGGAUCGUCUUAUAUACACCAUUGGCGAUCGAUUUCUAUUCAAAUUACCCGGUUGGGGUACAAUAUCCGAGGCAUUUCACGUCAGUCCCGGCACGGUGCAGUCUUGUGUUGGCAUUCUAAAAGAGGGUAAUUUACUAGCCAUCUCACCAGGUGGCGUUUAUGAAGCACAAUUCGGCGAUCAAUACUAUGAACUGUUGUGGCGUAAUCGUGUUGGCUUUGCAAAGGUUGCGCUGGAGGCCAAGGUGCCAAUAAUACCUUGCUUUACGCAAAAUUUACGCGAAGGUUUCCGACAGCUGGGCAUAUUUCGCAACUUUUUCAUGAAACUCUACAAUACAGUGCGCAUACCGGUUUACCCCAUUUACGGUGGAUUUCCGGUAAAGUUUCGCACAUUCGUGGGUCGACCGAUAGCGUACGAUGGCACGCUAACGCCAGAGGAGCUGCAAAUGAAGGUGGCCUCGGCGUUGGAGGAAUUGAUAAAUCAGCAUCAACGUAUUCCUGGCAGCAUAUUUCAUGCGUUGCUUGAUCGUAUUCCCUCACUUCGUACCAAAAGAAAAGUCCCGGAAUAAGUCGCUAAAGCCGCAUCUGUUCAGCGUAUUUUAAUUUGAUAAUCUCUACAUACUCUACUGUGUUAAAUUUUCGUUUUUCAUUUCUUUGAAGGGGAGGGAAACGCAAAAGACUUUCUGCUAACUAUACAAAUAGUUUAUUGUGCACCUAUCGGGAGAGUUUUGCUU